AUGCGUUCCAUGUGUGCUCACUCGCGGACCCUGUGGGAUGCGCGCGUGAGCAGCCACCGGAUAGGCCUAUCAUGCUGCAUGAGGAUUCCUCUGUUGACAUGACACACUUUCGGGUAUCACCUGUCAGUUAACACAUCCCAGACUCCUGGAUCGUGGUCGUAUGCCAAACACAGCGUUCUUAAAAAUGGCACAGGUCGCAAGAGAUCGCUCUCAUCCUCGACUGACAACCAAGACAGUGGUCUUUUACAGAAACGGCGAUGCACAUUUCCCAGGAAAGAGGUUUGUGGUGAACCCUCGUCAGCUGACAACAUUUGAUAGCUUUUUGAACGCGGUGACCCUUGGGGUCGCCGCUCCUUUCGGUGCUGUUCGGAACGUGUUCACUCCGCGUGAGGGUCACCGGGUGUUGAGUUUGGAUACCCUGGAGCAUGGAAGGAAUUACGUGGCGGGUGGAUCUGAGCGCUUUAAAAGAGUCGAUUACAUUAACAUACCCACGAAGAAACCACAGCGCAGAGCGACCGAAAUGUGUGUUCAGCCAGUGGUCCAUAGCAACAUCAUCGUGCCAGCCCGAUGGAGGAGAAUCACGCAUGAGCCUUGUACCAUCAAUGUGUUUACCAACGGAGAAAUCUUAGUUCCCUCUAUUCGCAUCCUCCUGCCCAAGUGCACCCUCCUAAGCUGGGAGAGGGUCCUGGCAAUGGUGACCGAGAAAGUGCGUCUUCGAACGGGAGCUGUGCACAAACUAUGCAGGUUGGAUGGAUCUUCUGUCUCCAGUUCAAGGCAACUGGAGAACAACGGUUACUAUGUGGCUGUGGGCUCAGAGCGGUUCCGUAGGCUUCCUUACUUCCACUGGGUACCGGGGAACAGCUCCCUCCAAGAGGGAAAUAUGUGUGAUUUCCUGCCUCCUGCUCCGACACCUAGAAAGGUGAAGAGCUAUAGAGUUACAUUUUCAGAUCAAAUGUAUAUUACAUUCCAAAAAAAAUCAGCGUUUUACGCCAAGGCCAACAAGAGGACUGAAGAAAACUCCAGACAGAAGAAGGAACACUUAAAAUCCUGGCAGUCUUCUGGAGAGGGCAGCGUGUUCCGUGCCAAGCAGUCCCACACAGACACGCUGAACGCAGAGGAGGUCCAAGAUGAUGCCAACGUUCAAGUGGAGGUGCCCGUUGACCAGAUGGAAGCUACUGUGGUUGAAGAGGAACAUUGUGAGAUGCCUACACCAUCAACGUGUAAAAAAAGAAGCACUUCACCUGUGGCAAAGAUCAGGGAAAAACGUGACAACUGUGAUGACACUGAGCCUGAAACACGUCGAAGUGGGUGCAACGAGACUCAUCCAGAGAAGCAUCCAUCACCUGAAGCACCCUCACAAGAACCAAAGGUCCCUGGCGAGACUGAGACUGAGACCUCUGGUGGCCGUGCCACUCGUCUCCUAGGGCCCCCGGAGCACCACCUGCCCCUACCGGUCAUCGAGUCCCACAGUCUCUCUCCACAGUCCCAUGACCUGUCAUCAGCGCCCACCACUACUGACCCCGGCCCUUUGGAACUCUCGGCGACCUCGCGCUGACCUCAGAACAGUGCAGCCUGUUGAACGGGCAUGAGGAAACCAGCGUACUGAGAUUUGAGAAAUGUCUGCAUCUUAGUUCAGACCAUUCGUAAAAUCAGCAGGUCUUCUGAUCCUUUCCCAGCAUUUGAGAUACUGUCAAAUCUUUGGAAGGAGAACACUCUACCUCACAUGGACGAAUUGCACAUCGCCAAUAAAUGGACAUUCCUUUUGGGAUGGUUAUUGAUUA
This is a messenger RNA of Engraulis encrasicolus (European anchovy), 1781 nucleotides long. RefSeq names its product doublecortin domain-containing protein 2-like. NCBI's taxonomy places the organism in Eukaryota, Metazoa, Chordata, Actinopteri, Clupeiformes, Engraulidae. The transcript has 12 exons. The record is from RefSeq and is a predicted model, not a curated record. The coding region runs from base 161 to 1555 and encodes 464 amino acids. Gene Ontology annotation, biological process: intracellular signal transduction. Gene Ontology annotation, cellular component: microtubule; microtubule organizing center.